GGAGGGGGCAGGGGCCAAGCUGUUUGGGGAGGCACAGCCUUCCCUACCCGGCCCUCCAUACAGUUUUGCAACCCCAAUGUGGCCCUUGGGCCAAAAAGUUUGCCCACCCCAGCGCUAUAACAUACAAUGAGGUAAAGCAAGGGAAAGAGAUACAGCUAGUUCACUGCUGCAGCAACGGAUGAAUGCAUUAUUAACUAUCAGUCAGUAAAAUUUUGUCCCAUGCCAUACAUUUUGUAACUGGCAAAACUCUCCUUGACUUCAGUAGUAGCAGAAUUUGCUUAUUACAGCAUUCCUGGCUACUUUUAGAGCGAGUUAAUCAGUAUUACAUUGUUUUUCAUUAUUUUAAUUUAAUAUGAAUAAAAGAAAUGUAAACAGUUACACCCAGCCUCCCAACUGACCUUUGCUGAGUGGGGUAUCCUUCAUUUUAUGAUUAAUAACAAUAUUUUAUACUUAUAUUAGCACCUUCCUGCUGAGUAUUUCAAAGCACUUGACAAACACUAAUGAGUGAAGCCUCUCACUACCUUUGUGACAAAGGAAGAACUUCAUCAGUUGUAUCCUUUUGGACAUCCCAUCCCUUGCACUUGGGGAUGACAUGCAAGAUCCUGUUCUAUUUAAAUGGAUUUUAUUACAUCUUUUAUUUCUUGGCAACGCUUCUAAUGAUUAUUUAUAAAAGUCAAGUUUUCAGUUAUCCGGAUAAUUACUUGGCUCUCGAUCUUGCGCUGCUGUUCAUUAUGGCCACUCUAGAAGCAAUCCGAUUAUACUUGGGUACAAAGGGUAACCUGACAGAAGAAGAGGUUCCACUAGGGGUCAGUCUCGUGAUUACUGUUGGCAGCAUAAUGUUGUCUGUCUACUUCCUGGUGUGGGAGACUUACGUGCUAAAAGCAGACGUCAUUAUUAAUGCUAUUCUUCUUUUUACGUAUGGGCUUGAGGGACUACUACAGAUCAUAGCCAUUGCUGCAUUUGUCAGCUAAAUCUCUGCUGCUCAGAGUUGUAAGAUACAUCUGCUUCCAACAUUUCUUCAGUAAAGAGACAACAUGCAUCUUUAAAGUCUAAAAGUAUUUGGUUUCACUUUCUCCAGUGUAAAAUACUGGGAGGAAACUCAUCCUUAUAUUACAGGGUUUACUAUAGCCCUAUUACAGCACAGCCCCCCAUGAAUAACCAGCUAAAAUAUUCUGUACAGUAGCUCUGUUCCACUGUUUGACUAAAUAGUUCAUUUAGUGGCAAUGGCCCUGCUUCAGGAAAACACUUAAGUACAUGCUCCGCUUUAAGUCUGAGUAAUUCCAUUGCAGUCAAUGGGAGUGCAUCUGGGCUUAAAGUUACACACAUAAUCAAGUGUAUUCCUGCAUUGGGUCCAUGUACUGAUCUGCUGUGCCUAAAGACGUACAUGUGUAUUUAAUCAAAAUUCUGCGUCAGAUAUUUGUAUCCAAUUCAGAACAAAUGUAAACCAGCAUAUUACUCUAGUUGUAUGUUGGUGCAAUGCCAUUGAUUUUAAUGAAAUCACACUGGCAUAAAACUGGAGUAAUGCAGAGGAGAAUCAGGCCCUGUCUACAUUAAAAGAAAAUACGGUGGGCUCAGUUCUGCACUACCAGGUACAGGGUUGUAUUUGAGGGCAGAAUUUUGUCCUGUUGUUCUUAUUCUGAUCUCACUUGUGCCUUUUACACCUUCGUAACUCCACUGACUUCAGUGGAGUUAUUCUAAUUGAUACCAGUGUGUGAGAGAGCUGAAUCAGGUCUCCUAUAUGCACAAGGGAGCUGUGUUAUAGCUGUUGUGGGAACUACAGGUCCAACCACUCCUCAUUUCCUCUAAGGCCACAUCUCUGCUUUGGCAAUGUAAAGGAUGGGGCUUUUAAAUGGGCAUGAAUGUUAACGUUCCCUUUGUACUACCUGAGCAGUGUAGAAUGGCCUUUUUAUAAAUAAGAAUUAGGCCUUGAUUUUUCCUUUUGAAAGAUCAGCUUUAAUGUUAUGUAAGGUUUUUAUCGUCUCUCUAUGAUGUUAUAAAAAUAGAUACUUUCCUUUCCUGUUUGGUUAAAUCACUAUUUUAAAAUCUGUUUGACUAAAUGCAAGCUAAGAUUUUGCAGAUGACCAUGGGUUUCUGUAACAGUGUCAUCAUUGGGUUUUUUGUACAUAAUUAUAGCCUUCAUAUUCAUAUGUUUUAUUUUUGUAUCAAUUAAAAAAAUAAAGAAUUCAUUACACCCUAA
Molecule: messenger RNA, 2197 nt
Organism: Chrysemys picta bellii (western painted turtle)
Lineage: Eukaryota; Metazoa; Chordata; Testudines; Emydidae
Gene: TMEM80
Product: transmembrane protein 80
Biological process (GO): non-motile cilium assembly
Cellular component (GO): ciliary transition zone
Source: RefSeq, a predicted model, not a curated record